Messenger RNA from Dermacentor albipictus, 4368 nucleotides. Its product is annotated as sortilin-related receptor-like. NCBI's taxonomy places the organism in Eukaryota, Metazoa, Arthropoda, Arachnida, Ixodida, Ixodidae. Gene Ontology annotation, molecular function: protein binding. The record is from RefSeq and is a predicted model, not a curated record. Gene Ontology annotation, cellular component: plasma membrane.
AUACGCCGCCCUCUCUUGCAGAAGAAACGCUGUUUGAGGUGGAAAGCAACUCCGUCGAGCUAGUCGCUGCUACAGAGGCUGCAAAGUUGAGCUUGGCAGAUCACCUUGCGACAGCUGCGUAAGAGUGCCGCCUUAUAGCCCGACUUGAGACAAUCCGCCCCUGUAAAAGCAAAGGUCGUUUCGAGCACCAGCAUGAUCACCUCACCGAGCAGCAAGUCUCCGUGGCUGGGGUCAACUUUAGCUUCAACAUUCGUAUUCGCCUCGUUUCUGGCAACUGCGGUGUCCUACUCAGUGACCGGGACGGCGCACGCAACCACCAAGUGCUCCGAGAAGCAGUUCAGGUGCAUAACUGCAGGGAACUGCCUGCCCGGAAUCCGGCAGUGCGACGGAACGUCGGAUUGCGAAGACGGAUCGGACGAGCAGGACUGCAACGAUAACAGGACGUGUUUUGAUGAAGGAUUCCGUUGCGAACAGGGUGGUCGGUUCAUCCGGGCAGCUUGGAGGUGUGACGGCCAACACGACUGCGCAGACGGCUCGGACGAAAGGAACUGUACGAAUUCGCCGAAAUGCCCGGAAAACGAGUUCGCCUGCAGGAACGACAGUCACUGCAUUUUGUCGACUUGGCGGUGCGACGGCCACCACGACUGCCAUGAUGGUUCGGACGAGGAUGGUGCCAUGUGCAAUGAACGUUUUACCUGCCCUCAUAACAAAUUCCCUUGCAAGGCCUUCGCUUCCUUUGUCUGUCUCCCCACAGAAAGACGAUGCGACGGCGACAUUGACUGUGACGGCGCUGUAGACGAGAAGAACUGCACUAGACCGAAACUAUCAUGCGCAGAGAACGAGUUUACAUGCGUCGACUUACAUCAGUGCAUACCUGCAGCUCUGGCCUGUGACGGUAAACCGGACUGCAAAGAUCGUUCAGACGAAGACUGGGUGGGCUGUGUCAGUGAUGCGCCUUGCCCGUCGGGCCAGUUCGCUUGUAGACGCACUUACGGGGGCUCAGUUAUGUGCUUGCCUGGGACGUCCCUUUGCGACGGGCAAACGCAGUGCGUCGACGGCUCCGAUGAAGUCGGUUGCGAAGACCGCAUCUGCGAAGCGGGAGAGUACAGCUGUGUGGGAGGGCGCUGCAUUCCGCAGCAAUGGACGUGCAAUGGCAAGCUCGACUGCCGAGACGGAGCGGACGAAGACGCGAUGUUAUGCCUCCUGUAUAGGUCGGUGUGCCGUCUGGCGGGUCAGCUUCCCUGCGACUCGCCCAACGGUAGCACCAUCUGCAUCGGCGACGAGCAAAGGUGUAACGGGCACGUGGACUGCCGGGACGCCAGCGACGAGAGGCGGGACUGCGCCAAGUGGGCCUCCCAUUGUCGAGGAAGCUUCUUCCGGUGCGAUAACGGCAGGUGUGUACUGAAGCACUGGAGGUGCGACGGCGACGACGACUGCUUUGACGGAAGCGACGAAAGAGAUUGCGCCGGUGGUCAGGAACGCUCCAAGAACUGCUCCAUUGGCGAUAUUUCGUGCUUCUCGGGUUUCGGACUGCUCCUCACUCAACUUGUGGUAGACCAAGCGGCGCCGAUUGGGGAACCGCCACUUGCGGGACGCAGACCUGAACGAGGGACCGGUGCCGUCAUGUCGCCGAUUCCUGUAGCCCUCCUGUCUCUGUCGGUCUUCCUCAGCGCUCUGACCCCAGCAGUGACCUACAGCAUUCAGCUAGCUCGAAAAUCGGACCCUUGCUUGACAAACGGGUUCAAGUGCGCAAUCAGCGGUAACUUCAUUCGGGCGGCGUGUUUCUGCGACAGAAGGAAUGACUGCGACGACGGCUCCGACGAACGCGACUGCGCACGAGGCAGCCGGUGUUCGGUGACGGAGUUCCGUUGCCAAGACGGCCAGUGCAUCUCAAGCUGGCAGUGGUGCGACGGCAGGCCGGACUUCGACGAGCGCUUGAACGAAAGCAAGGCACUCUGCAGGUCCGAGACCUCUCGUCCUGAUCACUUCGCGUGCACGAACCGCCCAGGCGCUUGUAUUCCCGCCGAGUGGCGCUGUAACAAAGUUCGCGACUGUGCUGACGGCUCCGAUGAAGGAGACUGCCCGAAUGUGACCUGUUCGAAUGAGACAGAGUUCGUUUGCCGAAACGGCCGAUGCGUCCGGCGGCAUUGGAGAUGCGACGGUGACGACGACUGCGGUGAUGGGUCGGACGAAGAGAACUGCCCCGCGCGAAGCAUGCUCGUCGUCAAAGCUCACGUGUGGCAGCGGGGAAUGCAUCCCGAGUUCGCUACGCUGCAAUAAGCUUCGCGACUGCCAGGACGGGUAGGACGAAAAUUUUCGAAAGUGUACCCUGCAAGGGUGGGACACAAUGACGAGGUUGCCUGUGCGAUUCCCGCCGACGCUUGCCUUUCGCGGAAGUCUCGAUGCGACGGCCGCGAAGACUGCGUCAACGGAUCCGACCAAAUGGAGUGCGUAAGUGCGACCUACGUCAGGUACGACGUUUCGUGCGCUAACGACCAGUGCUGCAGGAUUUUGACGCACUGAGACCGUCGGCACGAUUCAUUCUUUGCCCGGUCGUGUAGCUAAGAAAGACAAUCACUUCCUCUUGGAAACUUCUUUGUUUUUCUGAACUUUUGCUGAGAUGGCCCCGAGAACAUUGUUUUUCGCGAAAUAGGGCACAGAUCGCCAAGUCCAGGUCAUUCAGCAGGCUGAAGAGGCCGCCAGAGCCCUAGAAACUCCUGACCACCUAGGUGAUGCACCUAGGAGCGGCGUAUUACUCCUACGCUUGGUUCACAACAAAGUUUUCACUCCACUCUGGAGUUGCAGAAGUUCCAACGAGGAGUGAAUGUAUUAACAGCGGUCAGUGUUCAUUUCAAGGUUGCAGUGUGUGAUGGAUCUGAAGGCUGCCAAAGGCAGUUGGAUGCGAUCUAGUUAAUCUUCAAAAUUAGGACACAUAAUUUCCGGUGAAAUUCGGAGAUAAUUCCAGAAGAGCUUGCGCUUCCUAGAAAUAUCGCUAGUGACAAAGACUAUACUGCACUGCAAGCUGUCACGGAAGUACGCAGAGACAAACGCCUUCUCAUUUGCCCACCUUCAUAGAGACAUAUAUAGUCAAACACUGUCUACACAGUCGCUGUAGGCCCAAUGUUUGUGUAGCAACACCUGGAGAAUACUGCGUCGACAACACACGCUCUCCAAAGAUGCACAGAGUUAUCUGACACCACCUCAGCCAAAGGAUGGAAGGAAUCAAAAUUAAAUACCUGAACUAGGGAAAUUGUACUACAUUUCUUGCUUCCUUUCUUAUCUCAUGGCCGUGCGUAUAAUGAAAAUAUCAGUAUUCGCGUCCUAAAACCUAGCUGUUCACCUAUCGAGUGCCUUUUAGCGUUCGCCUCCAUUCGGUGGCUUCAUGAUAGUCACUUCUUCUCGUUUAUAAAGAUAUUCAAAAUACAGCCUACAAGCUUUGCCAAGACCUUGCACGGGUUUUUGUCAUCACGCUCUCAAACAUCACCAUUUCUUGCAAAUGCAAUCAUGGAAAAAUAAAACUGAAGGUUAUACGAAACAUAAUCAACUGCUCCUUCGGGGAGAUUCUCCGGGAUUCUGAUUCGGACUGAACUUUCUUUUUUUUUGCUGGCAUCGCAGUGUGUCAGUGCAAUGCGGAUGUACAUGCACGAAGCGUCUUGCACACGUCCAUCAGUGACGCACUCUCUGCAAGAAGACUCGGAAUAGCGAUGAGAACUUUCUGUUUGAAUCUUUCAAGACUGUAGCGCUGUGUGUUGUAUUUCGGUGUUUAUUCUGGAAACAAGGUUUUCUUUCGUAUUUCUUUCUCGGCAAGAUUGUUUUUAGAACAACAUUGUUAGUGUGAGUAUUUUAAUACUUUUAUUUAAGGAACCACACUUCUUUACUUACACGGAACCGCGUCUCCUUUUCACAAAUUUCGGCUUUCCAUUCGUAGAAGGUGACUUCCUAUGUGUGCACACUUUGCUUCUAGUUGGUGCGAAGACCCGCCACUAUUACUAUAAGCAACGCGAAAAUCUAAGGAUGCGUGGAGGGGGUUCCGUAGUGAAGCAAAUGCAACUAUCGCACGCACGUGCCACAGAGCUCGUUAAACGAGCCUAAUAUAAGGUGUGGACGUUGACAAACGGCUUGACGCCUGUGGCAAGGAGCACGCUUAACGGUUACCCGACACGUUUAUUUGGCACAACAAGCUGUGGCCGAUCUCUAACGCCGUCUCACUUGGCUCGGACUGGAGUAAGUCAGUGUAAUGUCCUAUUGUAAUGAGAAAGAAUGUAUCUUUCCCGUAUUACUCUUGAACGUGGACAUCAUCACUUCUUUUGUUGUUAUGUCUUGUGUUGCCUUUUGUACGCAAAAACUAUGAGAUACAAUCUAUUUUUG